ACAGCUGGGCUGCUGCUGCUGUAAAUCAGGAGCAAAACUAAGGGAUGGUGAUGGGUAAGAGUUAUGGCAGGGCCGUGGUGGUGCCUGGUGAGAGGGAGAGAGCAGCUUAAAACAAGGUGCUCAGACUUCCUGCAGGAUAGAGAGAUGGGGGACACGAAGCCUGCAGCGCGGUGGCGACAGCAGGGAAGGAGCACAGCCAAUACCUGUGGGGCAAAUCCUUCUCCAAAGGCUGGGAACCCCCAUCUCCCGAGCCUGGCAUGGAGCAGCUGGGAGCUGGCAGCUGUAAUCACUGCUGGCCUCCUCCUGCUCUACAUCCCACUGUGCUAUGAGGAUUUCCAUUUCCAUGUGGCUCAUGUGUAUGCUCACCUGGGGUACCCCAAUGCCCAGCACAUCCUGGGACAGAGGUAUUUGCAAGGAGCUGGAGUGGAAAAAAAUGAGGACAUGGCUAUGCACUGGUUCAGGCAGGCUGCGGGGCAGGGCCAUCCCCACUCCUCCUUCAACCUGGCGGUGAGGAUACUCAGAAACACGACUGUGCCACUUGGAGAAGGGAAAGUGGAGAAACUCCUCAGAGUGGCAGCAGCGCAUGGGCUCCUAGAAGCUCAGCAACUUUUGGAAAACAUGUUCAAGAGCAGCAACCUUCCCUGAGUGACUGCUGCAACACCGAUGCUCGUCCAACCUUACCUUUUUCUGCACUCAGCAAUCCCACUUUCUCCUUUCUAAGUGUCUAGUCUUCAGUAAUUGGAAUCAUUCACUGGACAUGACAUUUGCUUUGUGCUGCAUCUCCAUGGUCAGGUCUACAGCAGUCAUGUGCUGCUGCUCCUUCUCCAUUUGCUUCCUGGCAUGUCACUUCUGAAGACAACUGGAAAGAUGAGGUAGAGAAGAUCAAAAGCCUUCAAGGUUAUACUGAUGAUGAAUAUUUUUGAACAAACUCCCAUUGCUGUUGCACCAGCUCAUCUGCUAAUGCUAAGUUAGAUCCAAAUAUUGAUCUGGGCUUGGUGCAGUGUUGCUUGCAUGUUUGUGCCACCUUUCAUGCUCUGCUUAGGCAUUGCCAUAACUGAUCACGACUAAGACUUCAUCACUGUAAAUCAGCAUGACAUGCAUGCGUGAUCCAUUCGUACUGGAAAUGACAGUGAUUUAAUAGAAAAUAUAAAUGAUGUUCUCACUUAAGAGCUAUUGUCCCUUACCAACAUGACCAUUGUCAUACCAGUUCUGGUGAAAAGUAAUUCGAUUUGAUGGAAACUGCCUUGAUUUCCAGGGUGGUCUCAGUUUAAAACCACAGCGAGCAAUUUCAUUUAAUGGGAAGUGCACUCAGUAAGCAAAGACCCGCAGAGUUUUACUGGCAAUAAAAUUGUUUUCCUGGG
Messenger RNA from Catharus ustulatus (Swainson's thrush), 1361 nucleotides. RefSeq lists its product as uncharacterized. Gene Ontology annotation, molecular function: protein binding. The coding region runs from base 64 to 645 and encodes 193 amino acids. The transcript has 5 exons. The record is from RefSeq and is a predicted model, not a curated record. Lineage: Eukaryota; Metazoa; Chordata; Aves; Passeriformes; Turdidae.